AUGGCCAUGCGGGGACCGCGCCUUCAGGUUGGCUCUGCCGCCUGGGUGGCCGAAGAACGCUCCAGCGCCCUCCAGAUUGCCCAGGCCGAAGUCGAAGAGUUUUCCUUCUCUGCGAGGAAUGAACUUGAAUGGCUGAACGAGCACAUGGCUGGCAUAUUUGAUGAGAACGAGACGAAUUUCGCUGAGACCUUCAAGACUCCUGGAAAGCUUCGUGGAAAGACUCCUCGAACGGCUCUCAAAUCGAACGCCUCCGAAUCGCGAGCACCUCUAUCGGACGUGUUCGCCGCCACCCCCAAUGGUUCAACAAACCGAUUCGCCCAGAAACUCAAUCGAGUAAACUCGCCAAAAACCCAAACGAUCGCCGCCAAGUCAUCUUCCUCGCCAUCGAAACCGGUAGCUCGCAAGCAGAACGCACCGGGUGCCGAGAUGGCUGGGCCUGGAGGGGCAUACCAGGACUCUGGAUAUUUUGGGAGCCAGGAUGUUCACUCUAGCCAUGCGCGCGAUGAAGAAGAACUCCUUUAUUCUCAGCAAACUCCUGCUGGUGAGCCUACCGCGACCGGUGUAUACAUGAGCGACACCCUCAUCCGCACGGACUCAUCCGAGGAGUACCAAGCCAAGGAAGUUGUCUCGUCCGAUGCGCUUGUAGAAAUGGAGCAGGAUGAUGAAGCCAGUGAGGUCGAGGAUGUAAAGGACGUUGUCAUGGAAGAAGACGAUGUUCCUGACUCGGAACAGCCGGUUCUGACCUCUGAGGCAAAAACAGCCCUAGAAGCAUCUUCUGACCCUGUCGCAUCCCCGGCGCAUUCUGUGGAAAGUGCAUUGGAUGAUGCGCGAUCAAAUUUAGACGCUUCCAGCCCAAUUCGCCCGCUGGUCCGCAAAAGCAGCCUAAACUUUGCCUCGCUCCCUGCAAGGGAACCGCUCACUGCUGGAAAGAGCCUUGGUACUCGAGCUUCCCGUACCAGCUACUUCGAUACCAACAGGAAGAGCCAGUACAACUGGGCUGCUGGAGGGAAAACACCGGGAAAGCCUACUCAAGAUACAGAUGACGCCGAGGAGGAAGACAGAGAAGAAUUGAAGAACGAGGAAAUAGCUCGACCGGCCGAGGUCAACCCGGCCUUGAACCACAACAAAACUUACACGCAGAGGCUUCAAGAUCAGAUCAACCUACUGGGCAAGUCAAAGCCAAGCGGCAGCAGGCCCUCGAAGUCGACGCACAACCUCGCCUCCCUACAGCAGGCUGCGGCCCCCUCACAGCCUACCGAGGUGUCCAAGUCCCCGAGUCCCAAACCCGCGGAAGCGACCACAACGACCCCCGGAGCGUUCCCCGAGGAUGACGAUGACUGGAUUGAUCCCCCGGUUGCGUCCCCCACCUUUACGAAGCCACAAAGUCCAAUUUCCCCGCCAUUGCCGAAGAGUCAUUCCGCGGAUGUCAUGGAAGGCAUCCACGAGAACGAUCGCAUCAGCGACGUCAACUUUGAGCCGCCUACACACGAGCGCGGUGGUCAGUCUGUCUCCCCCCAACGAGCUCCUACUCACCAGACCGCCUUGAACACACCGGGGCACGCAAAAUCUGUCUCGGUGCCGACCGUUCCACUGCUUCCUCGGGCUGUCACAGAUCAGACUCUUCCGCUCACAAAGGCUUUCUCGAUCCCGCUUUCUUCCAUGCUGGACGGAGACGGUGCACAGACGCCUUCGCAUUCGUCGUCUCGCUCGUUCCGGGAUAGCCCUUUGAAACAGGUUAAGAACAAACUGUCUUCGAUCCUGAAAAGCUCCAAGGGUCUUCUCGCCAGCAGCGCCGCCGUCAGUGCGGAGGGGAAGUCGUCUCUUCUCUCGCCAUCUACAACGCGCAUGGGAUUUCACGUAACAGCCUCGACAGAGUCCCUUGCUACAAGGGCGUUUGGCAACAAUGUGGCUGCCGACAAGGAUGAUGACAAGACGUUACCAGUCGCGCGACGAACCAGAGCCUCUCUUGAACGGGAAAAGGAGGAGAAACGCCGCCAGGCUGAAGCCAGGCUCCAGGAGCAGCAGACAGAUAAGCUCGAAAAGGCCAGGGAGAAGGAACGAGAGAAGGCCCGUGUGUUCAGCAAGGAGCAGGAGCGCAUUGCAGCUAUGGAGAAGCAGAUGUCCAAGGAUGGGGAGCGCGCACCCGUUCUGGAAACACCCGAGCCCACUAAGAGCAGCACUGGCAAGAUCCAGCGUCAGCCGGAGACGGUUACGAAUAUUGUGGAUCGUAGCGUUGACAUGGCCGAUGCCCCGCCCCUGGCACCCCCGUCAGCACAUCGGCCUGCAACAGCCAGCCAAGUGGCCAGGCCGAAGGAGAUCAAGAGGCCCACGAGGCCUACGAGGGAGGCACAGGCCAAGGCGAAGCAGGCCCCUACAGUCAUCAGAGUCAACACGGGAUCGCAGCACUCGCAAUACCACUCGACAGCAAGCACUAUAACAGCCAACGCGCCCGAGAGCGUAGCACCCUCAACGGCCCCUCAAUCCCAGCCGGCAGCCCCGGCUAAGGCGAGCAAGGCCAGCAAGGCCGCACUGCAGUCCAAGCCGUCAACGCAGAGCUUGAAGGCCAGCACUUCCUCGAAUGGGCGAGCAAAGGUUCCGGACUCGGCUUCGCAGAAGCGAGAGCAGGAGGAGAGGGAAGCCCAACGGCGACGCGAGGCAAAGGCGGAGAUGGAGCGGAAACGAGCUGCAGCCCAAGAGGAGCAGCGGAGACAAGAGCAACGUCGGCAGGAAGCCGAGCGCCAGAAGCAGCGCGACCGCGAACAGGCGGCUGCUCAUGCGGAAGCGAAGCAGACUUCCCAGAGUGCCCAAAGGCAGGCGAUGCUCGAGAAGGCAAAGCAGACCAAGGCUCCGCCACCAGCGACCAGGUCCCACCAGAACGGGCCACCCGACUUUGGCAGCUCGACUCGAGAGGCACAGCCAUCCCGGCCUCCUUCUCGGAUGGACAGCGGCCACCCCACCCAGGCAUCCAAGGCUGGCAUGAAGCGGAAUCCGGCUCAGGAAGCCAAUGACGACUACAAUGCCAAGAGGCAGCCAUCUCGUGGCGGACCGUCGUACCAGGCCAAGGAUGCCAAGCGACGCCGAACUAGCGAGGCGGGCGAGACCGAGGUGGACAACCCGCCCAACAUCAAGGGUCCCCCCGUCCGCCCCUCGGCGGCUUUCAAGAAGGAGCUGCCCAAGAAGUCACUAUUCCAGAACGGAUACACGAAUGCGCCUCCCAGCGCGACGCGCGACCUAUUCAAGGCUACGGUCACGUCGCAGUACAACAACCAACACAAGUCUCCACUCGACAUGGCGCAGAUCUCCAAGGGUGCUAUCCCGUUUGCGCCCGCCAACGCAAACCACCACGGAUCAUCCUCAUACAAGACGCCAGCCAGGCCGCCGGCGGCUCACGGCUCCAAAUCGACAGCCAAGUCUGCGCAGAGGUCAUCUCCCCGGUUCCAGAACGGCGAGUCUAUCGAGCUGCCUGAGAUUGACACGGACGACGAGGACGACGAGGACGGCGGUGGCCGUGGCAUGGUGGCACCGUGGGUCGAGUCUCCCGAGCUGCGCAUGGCUCUUCUCAGGCAGGAGACUCUCGAUCCCACGGACAUCUUUGGACCUCCUCGGCCGCUCAACAUGGAAGAGGUCUUUAGCAAAAAUAAGGACAGGUGGCACAAGUUCCGUGCUCGCACAUCCAGUGCCAACUGGAGUGGCUUUGACCGCUUGACGGAGGAGGACAUCCAGAAGGAUAUGGCGGCGCGCGACAAGAUGCGUCGCGAGGGCGGCUGGUCGUUUGAACUGAGCAAGGACCUAUGA
Geosmithia morbida is the source of this 3795-nucleotide messenger RNA. RefSeq names its product Inner centromere protein, ARK binding region. The record is from RefSeq and is a predicted model, not a curated record. The transcript has 4 exons. Bases 1 to 3795 code for a protein of 1264 amino acids. NCBI's taxonomy places the organism in Eukaryota, Fungi, Ascomycota, Sordariomycetes, Hypocreales, Bionectriaceae.